AUGAGUAAUAGACGAACUACUCCUAGAGGACCCUUGAAUGGGUCAGGUGGAUAUAAAGGAGCUAACUCAGAAAAUGUGGCUCUACAAAAGGAGCUUUUGGAAGAGCAAAAGCAAGAGAUUUAUGAGGCCUUCUCACUUUUUGACAUGAAUAAUGAUGGAUAUCUUGACUACCACGAACUUAAGGUGGCAAUGCGAGCGCUAGGGUUUGAACUUAGCAAAACGGAAAUACUGGAUCUGAUUGAAAAGUAUGACCGCGACGGCCGUCGCUUAAUGCACUACGAUGAUUUUUAUCUCGUAAUGGGUGAAAAGAUUCUUAACAGAGAUCCAUUAGAGGAGAUAAGAAGGGCAUUCAAACUAUUUGAUGAUGAUAAUACCGGUAAGAUUAGCUUAAAGAACCUCAGACGUGUGGCAAAGGAGCUAGGCGAAAACCUCACCGAUGAGGAGCUUCGGGCUAUGAUAGACGAGUUUGAUCUAGACAAUGACGGAGAGAUAAGUGAAAGAGAGUUUAUUGCAAUUUGCACCGAUAGUUAG
Molecule: messenger RNA, 531 nt
Organism: Lachancea fermentati
Lineage: Eukaryota; Fungi; Ascomycota; Saccharomycetes; Saccharomycetales; Saccharomycetaceae
Source: the annotation of a GenBank genome assembly